Molecule: messenger RNA, 4651 nt
Organism: Lucilia sericata (common green bottle fly)
Lineage: Eukaryota; Metazoa; Arthropoda; Insecta; Diptera; Calliphoridae
Product: dual specificity mitogen-activated protein kinase kinase hemipterous-like
Exons: 10
Coding region: 627-4142 (1171 amino acids)
Biological process (GO): protein phosphorylation
Molecular function (GO): protein kinase activity; ATP binding
Source: RefSeq, a predicted model, not a curated record
UAAAUUUUUUCCAUUGAAAAGUGAAGUGAUACAUGAAAGAGUUAUUGAAUAUUUUUUAAUUUUUUUAAUGGAAAUUUCUAACAAUAAUUUAUAAUUUUUAUAGAAAACCAAAGUGUAAAGUGUGUAUAAAACAAUGACAUAAACGUAAAAGUCCGCAAAUAAAUUAAAAGCCAUAAAAUUUAGCAAAUAAAAAGUUAGCUGGUUUUUUUUCGUAUGAUUUUAUUUUUUCACUACGGUCGUCUUAUACAAAGAACAAGAAGAAGAAGCAGCAGCAGCAGAGACCAACGAACAACAUUAGAAAGCCUGAAAAGGAAAAAAGAGAGUGAAAAUAGAAAGAAAACGGCAGAAGAGGAGCGCCACCAUUUAACGUCGUCGACCAACCAACUCAUGUGUAUUUAAGUUUUUGUUUUUUAUUUUCAAAUACCUCCUCCUCUAUACCUUUUAAAUUGUUAAAAAAUUCAAAAAAAUAUAAAAGUGUUUUAAAGUUAUUUAAUCAAUUUAAAUAAGAAAAAAGUUUUCAAACAAAAAUUAAAGUGUAAUUAAUGAAAAAACCGCCUUAUAACAGGCUGGCUGCUAAAAUUUUCCAAUAACACAAAACAAACACUUGCUAAAUACACUCUCGCGAAAUGGACACCUCAAUGGAUACUAUAACCUGCAAAUUACAAUCGCUGGAAGAACGUUUGCAGGCAGAAAAUGAAUCCAUAUUACCAAAAAUGCCUCUUGCCAGGCCAAACACCUUAGUACGUCCACAAUUAACGGGUUUGGACAACUUAUCAAAUCGUCCCACAAAUCGCACUAAUAUGAAAUUGGCUUUUGCAAAGCCCACCGGACCUGCCGCUGAAUCUGAAACAGAUAAAAAACUAAAGAAAAUCCACAAACAAACCGGUAUUCUAACGAUAAACGAUCACAAAUACCACUCCGAUAUUAAAGAUCUCGAACAUUUGGGUGAUUUGGGCAAUGGCACCAGUGGGAAUGUAGUGAAAAUGCUCCACAAACCCAGUAAUACAAUAAUUGCCGUAAAACAAAUGCGACGCACUGGCAAUUCUGAGGAAAAUAAACGUAUUUUAAUGGAUUUGGAUGUAGUUUUAAAAUCACAUGACUGCCAAUAUAUAGUACAAUGUUUGGGUUGUUUUGUAACGGAUGCUGAUGUUUGGAUUUGCAUGGAAUUGAUGUCAAUGUGUUUUGAUAAGCUGCUGAAGCUAUCAAAGAAACCAGUACCCGAAAAUAUACUGGGGAAGGUGACAGUGGCGACGGUCAAAGCUUUGUCUUAUUUGAAAGAGAAACAUGGCGUUAUACAUCGUGAUGUUAAACCCUCAAAUAUUUUAAUCGAUGAACGUGGCAAUAUAAAAUUAUGUGAUUUUGGUAUUAGUGGGCGUUUGGUGGACUCAAAGGCGGCCACUAGAUCAGCUGGUUGUGCGGCUUAUAUGGCGCCUGAACGUAUCGAUCCUAAAAAACCAAAGUAUGAUAUACGUGCCGAUGUUUGGUCUCUGGGCAUAACACUGGUUGAAUUGGCUACCGCUCGUUCACCUUAUGAAGGCUGUAAUACCGAUUUUGAGGUAUUAACAAAAGUUUUGGAAUCAGAUCCGCCACGUUUGCCAAAAGAUGAUAACUUUCAUUUUAGUAAUCAAUUUCAUGAAUUUGUUAGUAAAUGUUUAACUAAAAAUCAUAAUUUACGACCUAAAUAUCCUCAACUCUUAGAACUAGAUUUUAUAAAAUACUACGAACAAGCUGAGGUUGAUAUACCCUAUUGGUUUAAAUCUGUUGUAGAUGCUGCCGGCAUUAAAACUCAACGUAGAACUCAAAUACCCACAUCAUCAACACCGGCUACAUAUGAUGCCUCUAAACAUCAUUAUAAAAAUCCUAUAAACGCUUUAGCCUCUACAGCCAAUCUGAAUACGGGCUCCUCCUUAAUGGGGGCUAUAACAUCAACAGCAACAACGACAACAAUGACAAUAAAUGCUUUAACAAAACAAACACAAUCACAAAUACCCAGUUAUCAGGGCGGUGGUGCCACCAUAGAACAUUAUCAACAACGACAUCAGCAGCAGCAGCAACAACGUUCAAAUAGUUUCAAACAUCAUCAGCAACAGCAACAACAUCGUCAUCAUCAACAGCAGCAACCAUCUCAACUACCUCAAACUUUAAAUCAAUUUAGCAUUAAUAGCAGUAAUAUAACAACCACAACAACAGCAGCAACAAUAAAUAAUUAUCAGGGAUCAACAGCAACCAUGGGCCACAAUAGUAGAACUACUACCGGCUCAUCAGUUGGUGGCAGUGGCAGCGUUAGUUAUAAUACUGGUUCUGGCAGUAGUUCUGCCACCAGUUCUAGUCCUUUAUCACCACCCAGUGUUUCCUACAAUCUCAAUAAAGAUGAUUCGAAAUUAGUCAAUGAAAUGAAUAAAUUAUAUCGUAAAUCUCCAUUUAUGCAAAAGAAAUUUAAUGGUGGCUCCUCUUUGCAGCGUUAUCAAACAUCGCCGGGCGAUGAAAGUCCCAAAAAGGAAUCGGUUUUAUCGACAAUAGGUCAAUCUAUUUUACGCAAUUUGACCACUUCCCCCUUUAGUCAAAAGAAAAACUCCUCUAAUGUUCAACCCAAUCAAAUAGAUCCCUUAUGGCGAAUGCCCACCACUCAAGAUGUGGCAUUAGCUUUUGAUUCUUGUGAUGCUGCCAAUACUACUCACACAUCAGCUUUAGAAUCGCCUGCAGUGCAACGGAAACGUUUUCAACAGGGUGGAGAGGCUAAAGCUAGUAUGACAGCAGCCAAGAAGACUUCACUGGAGUCAGAGAAACAGGAUAAUAAACCCUCUUUAAUACCUUUAACUAAAAAUGAAACACAACCACCACGUGUUCCCGGCAAUCAUAGUCCAAUAGUUCUUCAACGUUUCUACCAUCAACAAAAUCAAUUGCGUGAGAAAGAAUUAGAACGUCAACAACAUCAACACUAUACGAAUAUCUAUACCAAACACUCGCCCUCAGAUGGCACAACAACAAAUCCCUUUCAAACGAAUUUCUAUCAGCAGCAGCAACAACAACACAGUUCCCAUAUACCCAUUGCCUCUAGCUCAACUUUAUCAUCAUAUUCAACAUCUAGUCAAUCAUCAACACAAUCUUCACAAUGUUCACAAAUUGGUGGUACUGCUGGUGAUGCAAUUUCUUCAUCUUCUCAACAAGGACCAAGAAGUUUACCUUUAACGCUUAACGAAAACAAGAGCUCCUCUUCACCCACUUCUCCCAAUACUUUAGGCUUUGGCACUACUACUACAUCACCCACAGCGCAUUUGCAAUAUCAACCACUGCCUCAACAAUAUUUGAAUAAUUCUAAUACAACCUCCCCCUAUGGUGGGGGCAGUGUAAUGCGUAACUCUAGAUCCCCAGCCACUUCACCGGAAACUCUGUCCGACUCGGCAGUUUUAACUAAACAUCCACAACAGUCUAGAAUGUUAAAUGUCACAAGUCCUACGGUUACAAAAUUAAGUAAAUUAUAUAAUCAACGUUCAGGCUCCGCUUCAGCCUCCAUAGCCAAUGCUAAUACUCCGGCAAUAGCCAGUAAAGAGAAUAAUUUUAAACCGGAAAGUGCUACAUCACCUACAAAUGGUUUAACAACAGCAGGAUCUGAAUUGACAAACGAACGUAAGGCCCAAUUGUAUUAUCGUACGAUGUCUUGUGGCAGCAGUAGUUCCAGUAAUAGUCAAACCACCUCACCCUCUACUGAAACCUGCAAGCCGGCUCUAGCUGAAGGUUUCCAGGAGGGCUCGAGUGCUGCUGGUUUCAUAAGACGUUAUGCCGCCACUGGAGGAGCUGGAUCAAAUGUUAAUUCGACAGGCCCCAGUUCGUCAUUGCCGGCCACGCAUACUCCGGCUCAUAUUUUGGCGAAUUUAGAUCGACGACAUCGUUCACCGGAUCCACCACCACGCUACAAUCGUGGCCAGUCUCCUUUGCUGUUGCGUAAAAAUAUUUUAGAAUUAAGUGGACAACCACCAGGCACUUCACCCAUGUUAAACAGAAGAUUUGUUAAUGCUUCUCCUCCCUUGCCACCACCCCGUAGAGGUUCAGAAAGUGUACCCGGCUCACCACAACACUUUCGCACCCGCAUUCACUACACACCCGAACCACAAAGACGUGUUUAUCGUACUAUAGAUCAAUGAGUAGCACUGCAAAUAAUGGUUAUGUGAUAUUGGUAUGGAUUUGUUGAUGAUGAUGUUGAUAAUGCUGGCGCCCAAGACACUACCCCAAAUAAUAGCCAUAAGACAACUACUACAACGGCAGGCGCUGAGGAAAAUUUUAUAAAUUAUGAUCUGGAUGGACCCUCUUCCUCAUCCUCAGCCACAGCUAGAGAUUUUCUAGGCAUGCGCAGUUUUAGUCAUACCGGUAGUGUUACAGAACGUUUGGAUGCUAUGAUCUCAUCGGCUAGAACUGAUGCAACCGUGGAUGCUGAUGUUGAUUGUAUACCAGCUUCUGCCCCAGCAUUUUCUUCAUUAUCUUUGGAUGCCGAUGAUCUGGAUACGGCACGUAUGCGUCGUGCUAAAUAUUGGUUACAAAAGUAGCAGCUUUUUAUGUUUUUAAAUGUUUAACGACAAGUGUUUUAUGUUUAACUGUUACAUUGUGUUGUCGUUUUGGUAAGUUUUUUAUUUGUUUUUUGCUUAAUUAUUAAAAG